AUGGCGGACAGCCUCAAGGCGCUAGGGAGCACCCAAGCCCAGUUCAGCGCCAUCCUCGAGGGCGCCGCCAAAAGCUUCUCCGACGCCUCGGGCGAGAAGCUCGUCGACUUCCUGAACCCGCCGCUCAAGUCGGUCGCGGACCUCACGCGCCAGCUGGACCUGCAGAACAGCGACUUUGGCCAGUUCCGCGCCCGGCGGCAGAAGAUCUUCGGCACGCUGGCCGCGGCCCUGACGCCGGUUGAGGUCAUUGGGGAGAUCGUGGCCGGCGCGGCGUCCGACACCUUUUCGCCGGCAGAGGGCAUCUUUGGCGCCGUGGCCUAUUUGAUCGGCGGUGCUCGCGAUGUCUCGGCCAUCUACGACGCCAUUGUCGAGUUGUUUGAGCAGUUGAAGGACUUUACGGGGAGACUUGAGGUAUACGUCAAGCAUGAAAUGUCCGUCUCUCUACGGGAGAAGCUUGUUGCAAUUUUGGCCACUCUGUUCGAGGUUCUUGUGCUGGCCACCAAGGAAAUCCGAAGAGGCCGAGUCAAGGCCUACUUCAAGAGCAUUUUCGGCUCCGAAAGCAAGGUACAACCCGCUCUCGAAAAGCUCAAGGCCCUGACCGUGGGCGAAGAAAGGCAGGUAAUUGCUGAUACCUACGGCGGCGUGUCUCAAAUCAACGUUAAGACGGACCGCGUGGAAGCCAUCGUCACUGAAGUGGACCGAAACGUCGCAACGUUGAGGAAAGAGGCCUCACUAUUGCGGGCCGAAGCACGCGAGAGGACAAAUGCUGCGCACAAGGAUAAGCUAAAGGAAAUCCUAGAGCCGUCUCCGUUCCCCGAGGAUUUCUUCUCCUCGUUCAACAAGUCGCGAAUAGACGGGACCGGAGACUGGAUCCUCAAGGAUGAGGUAUUGCAGUCCUGGCUUCAGGCCGAGACGCCGUACCUCUGGGUGUCCGGCGCCGCAGGGACGGGAAAGUCGUUCCUCACCACCCGGCUGAUCGCAUGGGGCUUGGAGAAGCUCUCGCAUCUGGGAUACUUUUACUUCCGCGACAACAACCCGGAAACGAGAUCGGUCCUCCAGGCGCUUCGAGAUGUGGCAUAUCAACUCAGCGAAGGCGACGCCUUCUACGCCAAGCAGCUCCUCAAACUGCUCUCCAGCGGCGAGGAGAUCAAGACCAUCCCCAGCGCGUUCCGAAAGCUCCUCGUGGAGCCCUUCCAGGAGGACCAGCGCGAGAAGACCAUCUUCAUCUUCCUGGAUGGCAUCGACGAGGCGGAUCAAAACGACAUCGCUGAGCUGCUCGACCAGCUUUCCAUAGACGACGACGCGUUUAAAAGACCGUCCCACUGCAGAGUCCAGGUCGCCCUCAUUGGACGGCCUCAUUUAACAGAGACGGUGACGUUUACGCUCGAUCGGGCGGGCCAGGGACAGGUGGUGACAACGCUGCACGUCACGCCCGCCCUCAGCGCGCACGACGUCAACUCGUUCAUCACCGAGAGCGUGCUUCACUCCCGAGUUCUCAGGGGUCUCGGCGACGAGUUCAAGUAUCACAUCAUCGAGGCCAUGGUGUCGCAGGUCGACGGCCUGUUCAUCCUCGCCAAGUUCAUGCUUGCCGAGAUCAGCCGGAAACGGCGUCCGCGGUCGAUUCUGCAAAGCCUGCAGUCGUACCCCAAGGAGAUUAACGGCAUGCUGAAGCAGUCGCUCAAGAGCCUCUCCGCAAUGAUGAAGGAGGACGACGAGGAGGCAAAGGAUCUCAAUGAGAUGCUGAGCUGGAUCGCGUGUGCAGAGGAAGUCUUGAGUCUGGAGCAACUCGAGGCCGUUCUCAUCCUCAAGUUUGGCGACCCUCCGAUUGGUCUUGAGGAGACACUGCGAGGCCCGUAUGCGUGCUUCUUUGAGCUCGAGCGAGAGGACGGCUUGACCACGGACGACUUGGUAAGGGAACACGAGAGAAAGCACCGCCUGAACCAGGAUGGCUCCGGAAGACGAUCCAGUUCGGCCAGACGGCCGACAAGACGCCCAAGUUCGACUGGGAGUGGAGGGCGGCCGAGUUUGGCCAGUCCUGAUGGAACGCUCGAUCUCCUUAAAAAUCUGAAUCUAGGACGGAAUCGCAGCCCUGUGUCGCAGCUGUCGCCAAAUGGGAGCCCAGGCCGAAGCCCAGCUCGACAUUACAGCCCAGGUCGCAGUCCAGUCCGACAUUACAGCCCAAUCUCAACCCCCGACCUCGUCGACCCCAUGAACGAGAUGGAGUUCCGAUCUAACAAGUCGACCACAUACGUCUCCUUCUUCCACACGUCAGUAAAGGAGUUCUUUAGCAAGGAAAACUCCACAACCAAGUCGGAGGGCGACACGCCGACAAUCGGGUUCGACCCCACCACGGCGCGAGUGCACAUCUUGAAGAUCUGUCUCUCGAUUUUCACAGACAGGGCCUGGUUCGCCAAGUUCGACCUCGGCGACGGAUGGCAGCCGAUCAGGGACUACGCUGCGUGGUACUGGCAGGAGCAUGUUGCGGCCAUUGACCCGGCCACGAUCCCCGUCGCAGACAAGCGCAGCAUUGGACAGCAGAUACACAAGAUGCUCACCGACGACGACGUUAUUCUGGCCUGGAGCAUCCUGUACGAGAAGAACAACGAAGGACUGGAGGUUCUCACCGACCGCAACAUCGAGGGUCUUCGGAAGUGGAUGAGCAAUCCGGACGUCCUGUCCGGCCUCGCCCCAGAAGCCAGAGACUGGGCCACCAAGGGUGUAUCCGAGUCGCCCGGCAUCUUCAAGCCGAUCGGUGACCUCUACGCCAGAGCAUGGCUCUCGGACAAGUUUAACAGCUAUACGCCGACUCAGUUCUGUUUCAAGAUUGUCCACGCCGUCGCCUAUAUGCAGGAGGGCUACUCGUGGUCGCACACCAACGCCCACUGGGCGGACGUUCCCAUCAUGCAAAGGAUCGUCAAGGCCGAGAAAUGGGCCAAUAUAGAGGAGACUGCGCACUAUCACCGACGACUGGGUAGUACUUAUCUGGUCAACGGAAUGCACAGCCAGGCUCUUUCACAUUACGACGAGGCUCUGGCGCUCGACCACAACAGCGUCGAGACUGUCGGCCGCAUCGCAUACUGCCUCUCCAAAGACGGGCGUUUCCCAGAAUCACUCGUGCAGGCGCUCAAGUGCGAGGCAAUAGAACUAGCGAGCAUUGCAGGAGGAAAACUCGACGCGCAAACUCUCAAGAGCACCAAGUGGCGUCUGUACAAGGACCACAUCCUGAUUGCCAACUGCUACAGCGAAAUGGGAGAGUCGGAAAACGCCCUGGUGUACUUUAAAAAAGCCGUCAGGAGCUCCAAGGAUGCUGCACUCGGCCCGGUGGAGACGUUUGAUUCCGAGGUUGGCUACUUGGAGCUGUUGGCCGUUGAGAACCGCCACGCAGACGUGAUGAAGUUCCUCCAUGAUGAGUCCAGCGAGAUCACCGAUGCCGAGAGUGAGCGAACGCGGUUGGUCGACAUUCUCUUGGAAGAGCACAACAAGCCGCUGGUUAUCGACUGGAUCCCAAGAGCUGCGAGCAAAGCGAAUGACGCCGCAUUCCUAAUUGAUCAGCUCGAGUUCUCCAUCGACCUCGCUCACGACAUCCGAGAUCCCCUCAAGGCCAUGUAUCUCCGGCACUCCCUCGGAACAACGUACGCAUACAGCCGCGACGUCAAAGCUGCCAUCCAGCUCUUCGAGGAGGUGUCCUUCAUCGAGUAUCGGCCGCGGGGCAACGUCCCCACACGACAGGCAUAUGCCUUGGCCUUUCAGAAACUGGCUUCCCUGUACAAGGAGGAGGUUCUGCACGCCGGACUCAAGACGCCCGAGGCCGACGUGUGGAUCAAGAAGCUCGAGAGGGUGCAGAUCCAGCAGAGCAAGCACCAGAACCAGGAUAUGCCGCUGAACAUGGUUGGGUCUGAUAUCAACGUUGCGGCCAUCUACCUCGGCCUCUUCUAUCGCCUCCUGGGGAGAAAGGAGGAGGCAGAUCCUUUGUUGAGGAAGCUCAUCAUCGACAGCCUGGAGAUUCUCUCCGACGACGACGCUCAGAACGACGAGUAUGCACUUGACAACCUCCUCUCUCUGCUGAUCGCCGCCGACGACAUCGAGAACGCCCGCGCUCUAAGCCAAUCCAUGCGCAAGCUCGACCCUCAGCUGCUCACAUACUCGCCCACCGACUCCCCCGUGCUCCAGCGCAUGGAACCCAAGCUACCAGAGAUCCAAUCAGUGCAACACAGCUGCGCGCAAUGCCUCGACUACAUCUCCCCGUCGGAGGAGUACAGCAUGUGCGAGUACUGCAUGGAGAGCUACUGCAAGCGGUGCCUGGAGAUGAUCAAGAAGGACGGCAACAAGACGAGCGACCACCGGACGGACCUGAUCUGUCGCAGCGACCAUGUGUGGUUCCCGGUGCCGCCGCUGACACGGGUGUUGCAUCGUGGAGAGAUUCUGCUCGUCAAUGGCGGUGUUGCGAGCUUUACGGAGUGGAAGGGUACGCUGCAAAAGAGAUGGAGUUGA
Molecule: messenger RNA, 4491 nt
Organism: Ilyonectria robusta
Lineage: Eukaryota; Fungi; Ascomycota; Sordariomycetes; Hypocreales; Nectriaceae
Exons: 3
Coding region: 1-4491 (1496 amino acids)
Molecular function (GO): ATP hydrolysis activity; protein binding
Source: RefSeq, a predicted model, not a curated record